CCUUAAUUAUUUGGGUGGGCAUCAAUAUUUUCACUCUCAGUUCUUUCUAGAAAUCAAAAGCUCUGUGUUUGUUGCAUUCGGAUAAUCUCUGGAUAUUUUUCUUUUUUUGUCUCUUUCUUGGAUUAAGCACCAGCUCUGCUUUUUUCCUUGAAAGUUGAUUCUUUUUACAGUUUUCCAUUAGAAGGAAAAUUUGCCAUCUACUUCCCACUUUAGAAUUCCAUUAAGCUUCAAAUCUUUAUCAGGAUUCUGUUGAAAUCAACCUUCUACUCUCAUCAUUUACUCAUUUUUAUCAGAUUUCUCUUUCAUUCUUGGCUUUGUUGGGGUGGUUUCUGGCUUGAUUGAAAGCGUUUUGCUCUAUGGGAUUUUGAUUAAACUUGAAGAAUUAACGUUGAAAUUUGUGGUGUGUUGAACCAAGUUGUUUUCUUAGAUUUUGAACAAGGCAGAGCCAAGAGUUGAAAGAGGAUAAGGAUAUUGAGUUUUCUUUAAGUUUAGAGCAAAGCAACAAAACACAAACAUAAUUAGAAGAAACAGAACAUCCCAAAUUAUAGCAAUCACUAUCUCCUUUUUUACUUUCGCCAACGAAAAUGAUGCCGGAAAUUUGUGUUUCCGGUGGCGCUGGAUUUUGACAGCAUUGCCAUUUACCAGCCAAGACUUUCUAUUGAAACAGAGAGAGAGAUAUAAGUUUUGAGUUUUUCUUUUUCUUUAUAUUUAGCUGUCUAAACGUCAAAAAAUAGAAUUCUCUUGCAAUUCUGUUUCUGCUCAUCACUUUCUAUCUCUAAAAAGAAAUCAAAUCCCGUCAAUUUCUCCAUCUCUCCCUCUUUUUUCUCUCCCUCCAUCUCUUUUUGUUUCUCUCCUCUGUUUUUCCUUUUCUGGGUAGGGAGGGAAACUAAAUUUCUCUCCUUUCUUUCUCUUUCUCCACCUCUCUCGUCCUCUUUGUCCUCGAAACCAUGAUUUUUGAGAAGGGGUCAACCCAAUCAAACCUCGACUGCUUCCUUCAUUGCACAACUCCAGUAGUUCCAUCUCAAUUCCUCCCCAAGACAGAGAUUAGAAACUUAAACCGUUUAUGGCACCCAUGGGAGAGAGACACAGUUGAGUAUUUUACCUUGGGUGACCUAUGGAAUUGUUUUGAUGAAUGGAGUGCAUAUGGGGCUGGAGUUCCAAUUGUCUUGAACAAUGGUGAAACCUUAGUCCAGUAUUAUGUGCCAUAUCUCUCUGCAAUCCAAAUUUUCACAAGCAAUUCCUCCGUGAAAGGUUUCAGGGAAGAGACUGAGUCAGGUGAUGGUGAGACGAGGGAUUCAUUUAGUGAUUCUUGUAGUGAAGAGAGUGAGAGUGACAAGUUAUGGAGGUGGGAUGGUUGCUCAUCAGAGGAAGGAGGAUUGGAGCAAGACAAUCUCUGGCGUCUCAAUGAUAGAUUGGGUUACCUAUAUUUUCAAUAUUUUGAAAGAUCAACUCCAUAUGGAAGAGUUCCGUUGAUGGAUAAGAUUAAUGGAUUUGCUCAAAGAUACCCAGGUUUGAUGUCCUUGCGAAGUGUGGAGCUUUCACCAGCUAGUUGGAUGGCUGUUGCUUGGUACCCUAUCUAUCACAUUCCCAUGGGGAGAACCAUAAAGGACCUGUCCACAUGCUUUCUUACGUACCACACCCUUUCGUCAUCUUUUCAAGAUAUGGACCUAGACGAUGACAUUGAGAGUCCAGAAAGGAAGCGAAAGGAAGGGGAAAGCAUCUCGCUGCCCCCAUUUGGUUUGGCCACAUACAAGAUGCAGGGAAAUGUGUGGGUCUCAGGCAAUUGUGGCAGGGACCAAGAAAGGCUGGUGUCACUUUUGAGUGUGGCAGAUUCAUGGCUAAAGCAACUGAGGGUCCAGCACCAUGACUUCAAUUACUUCACAGGGAUUAGGCGUGGCUAAAACCACUACCUUUAACAUUUUAACUUUUCGAAACCCAUGAGUAUAGCUAAUCACUAAAAUCCUUCCUUUUCUCGGAUUUCUGGUUUCGUGCCCAAGUGGCUUGUGUGUGAGGAUUACAGCAUGGGUUCUCGCUAUCCAGCAUCGUUGCAUAUAAGCUUUGUAUUAGAGCUAAUCCAUGUAUUGAAGUUUGAUCAUGAAAGAGGGUGUGUGAGAUGACUUGACCCUCAAAUCUUUUUUUUUUCCUUUCUGCUGAUCUUAGUGGCAAAUGGGGCUUUCCUUUGUGUAGAGUUUCGUGGAUGAAGUCCGAGAGAGAUAAAGAGAAAAUGCUACCUCUUCAACCUCUGAACUCUUUUCUGGAUUGUGUAACAGUUUCUUGACCAUAAUGGAACCAAAGGAAAUGAGGAAAGUGUUGAAGUUUUUGCAA
This is a messenger RNA of Manihot esculenta (cassava), 2325 nucleotides long. RefSeq lists its product as uncharacterized. The coding region runs from base 948 to 1901 and encodes 317 amino acids. The transcript has 6 exons. NCBI's taxonomy places the organism in Eukaryota, Viridiplantae, Streptophyta, Magnoliopsida, Malpighiales, Euphorbiaceae. The record is from RefSeq and is a predicted model, not a curated record.